Messenger RNA from Linum tenue, 268 nucleotides. The record is from the annotation of a GenBank genome assembly. NCBI's taxonomy places the organism in Eukaryota, Viridiplantae, Streptophyta, Magnoliopsida, Malpighiales, Linaceae.
AAUUCGUAAAGUGGUGGAUUAGCGGGCUUUAAUGGGUGACUAAUAACCUUCCGAAUCGCCCCGCCGGCGCCGCGUCGUUUUCCCCAGAAAAUGGCCCGCCGACCGUCGGCAGCUCGGCAAUCAGGAUGAUGUGGCAAUACAAAGCCCUUUUCUUUAUCUACUUGCAGUGGGCAACCACCACCAUCUCCAGAAGCAGGCCGGCGGACUUUCGGCGACAGGCGUCCCACACUUAAAUAAUAAAUGUUGCCCCACGUGUCACCAGCUGCCG